AUGACGAGGUUGAAGAGCGCAAUCGCCACUGUUGUACCGAGGCAGCAGAAUGCGACGCGCCGUGCCAGAGCGGUUUUACCCUCCCCUAUUGCAUUCCCCACCAGCACCGAGGCGGCGAUGAAUGUCCCCGAUGCGUUCGCCCAGCACACCCCAGACAACUGGAACACAAUGCCAAACGCCGCGAGCUCCUCCGGUGUGCCGAAGCCGGAGCAGAUGUUGUUGAUCUCCAGCGACACCCACUCGCUGAGCAUCAUACCCAUCGAUGGGAUGGCGAGGCUCAACAGCGGGCCCCAGUUCCGGUACGCACCAUCGUCCCAGCCACCCCAGGUGUCCUUGUACUUCUUCGUCACAACGAGGUAG
This is a messenger RNA of Trypanosoma grayi, 360 nucleotides long. RefSeq lists its product as hypothetical. The record is from RefSeq and is a predicted model, not a curated record. The transcript has a single exon. The coding region runs from base 1 to 360 and encodes 119 amino acids. NCBI's taxonomy places the organism in Eukaryota, Euglenozoa, Kinetoplastea, Trypanosomatida, Trypanosomatidae.